AUGCAGACAACAGAAACAGUUACAACAUCAAAUAUUGAAUUAAACGAAAAGAAAGAUAAUGGAUUAGUAGUAAAUAAAGAAAAAAAACGAUCGCGUUUUCGAAGUCCGGUCAGAAAUUUUUUAAAGUCAAAAAAUGAUGAUGAGAAACCACCACCUUAUUAUCGACUUAAUGAAGAAAAUCAAUAUUCUGAUUUACAAUUUCAAGAGCCAGAGGUCAAAGCACCUGUUUACGCUAUUGUUUUAGCUAUUGCUCUCUUUCUUAUCGGUUCUGUGAUGAUUAUAUUAGGUGCGUUAAUGUUAACUCGUCGCAUAGAAACACAAUAUAGCGAUCGUACAUGGCCAUUAAUACUUGUAGGAACAUUGAUUUUUCUACCAGGUUUUUAUCAUUUACGUAUUGCUUAUUGGGCAUGGAAGGGAGAUCAAAAUUUCUCAUUUGCUGAUAUACCUGAUCUUGAUUGGUUCUGA
This is a messenger RNA of Rotaria sordida, 465 nucleotides long. NCBI's taxonomy places the organism in Eukaryota, Metazoa, Rotifera, Eurotatoria, Philodinida, Philodinidae. The record is from the annotation of a GenBank genome assembly.